Talpa occidentalis (Iberian mole) is the source of this 14438-nucleotide messenger RNA. RefSeq names its product family with sequence similarity 98 member B (gene TSLIG3B). Gene Ontology annotation, cellular component: tRNA-splicing ligase complex. Lineage: Eukaryota; Metazoa; Chordata; Mammalia; Eulipotyphla; Talpidae. The record is from RefSeq and is a predicted model, not a curated record.
GCAAGAUGCCAUGGCAGCUUGCUGCUGGAGCUGUGGUUUAGGCUGCAGAAAAAAACAGAAAGGGCAAAGUACUAAAUGAACUCCUGCACUCUACUUAGUAGCUUAGGGGAGCAGGGGGUGUCAGAGCCCUAAAAGCUGCAUAUCAUGAGCACUUGGUGGGAGAAGGACAUGUACCUGAUUAUUUGGAGAACUAUCAAGACUGGUGUGGAAAACAAGGCCUGCGCCAUCGCCUGCAGGCAGGAACCUUGGUGCAGCCCCAGGCCCUCCGAGGCAGCACCGGCCGAGACCGCGCCCGGAACCUUGAUGCAGAGACACCAGUUUCCGGCGGGCUCCUUAGCGGGCUGGACGGCUUCGGGCCGCAGGACCAUGAGAGGGCCAGAGCCGGGCCCCGAACCAGCGAUGGAGGGGGACGUACUGGACACUCUGGAGGCGCUGGGGUAUAAGGGACCACUGUUAGAAGAGCAAGCACUUACUAAGGCAGCAGAGGGUGGACUGUCUUCACCGGAAUUUUCAGAACUCUGUGUUUGGUUAGGCUCUCAAAUAAAAUCAUUGUGCAACUUGGAAGAAAGUAUCACUUCAGCUGGGAGAGAUGAUCUGGAGAGCUUCCAACUUGAGAUAAGUGGAUUCUUAAAAGAAAUGGCAUGUCCGUAUUCUGUACUCAUAUCAGGAGAUAUUAAAGACCGUUUAAAAAAGAAGGAUGACUGUUUGAAACUUUUAUUAUUUUUAAGUACAGAGCUUCAAGCUUUACAGAUACUACAGAACAAGAAAUGUAAAAAUUCUCAAUCAGAUAAAAAUAGUGAAAUUCAUCAGGAAGUUCAGGCUAUCUGUGAUGCCCUGGGUAUACCCAAGUCAACAACUUCUGACAUUCCACUUACACUAAACCAAGUGGAAACAAAGGUGAAGGAUAUUCUCUCAAAAGUGCAAAAAAGUCAUGUGGGAAAACCAUUGCUGAAAAUUGAUUUAAAUCUGGAACAGGCGAAGCAGCUAGGAAAAAUUAAUGAUGCUCUUUCCUGUGAAUAUGAGUGCCGCCGGCGGAUGCUGAUGAAACGAUUAGAUGUGACAGUGCAAUCUUUUGGCUGGUCUGAUAGAGCAAAGAUAAAAACAGAUGACAUAGCAAGAAUUUACCAGCCUAAGCGUUAUGCUUUGUCACCCAAGACUACAAUUUCUUUGGCCCAUUUACUUGCUGCUCGUGAGGAUCUCUCUAAGAUCAUUAGGACAAGUAGCGGCACCACCCGAGAAAAGACAGCCUGCGCUAUUAAUAAGGUGCUGAUGGGACGGGUCCCCGACAGGGGAGGACGCCCGAACGAGAUUGAGCCGCCACCCCCCGAAAUGCCCCCUUGGCAGAAGAGACAGGACGGCGGUGGACGGGGCGGCUGGGGUGGGGGGGGGGGCGGGGGCGGGGGCGGGGGGGGCGGCUGGGGCGGGGGCGGCGGCGGCUGGGGCGGGGGCGGGGGAGCAGGGGGAGGCUGGGGCGGUGGGGGCGGGGGGAGAGGAGGCUUUCAAGGCAGGGGCAGCUACGGCGGCAGGGGCGGCCACGGCGGCGGCAGAGGGUACGGGGAUCCCUACGGAGGGGGCGGGGGCGGCUACAGGAGGUACUGAAGCUGCGGAGGCGUCAGACCCCCGUCCCGCGGAUGCGCUUGACGCCGCCGCCUGGACGUGAGCCCCAGGUUAGCAGCCCCAGGUUAGAGCGCGUCGGGGCGGGCUGCUCUGCGAGGACCUUGUUUUCUACCGCCCUCGCGCCCCCACGCAGCGCGGCCCUUGUCCUGUGUACCCUCAGCAUGUUGUCUUUUUAAAAGAGUAAAAAUUAUUUUUAAAAUUGUAAAUAUUUAUUACCAUCGAACUUGGGAAAUGGAAAGUAUUUUACUGUCACGACUGAAUUUAGAUUGCUGCCUGUAUUUUAUUCAGGUUUGGGACUCAUAAAUUACCCCACUUGUAAUAGAAAGGAUAUGGCCUCAUUUCAUCUGUAUUCCUCUGCACUGUGUUUGUGUUUGUUAAUUCUGCUUUACAAAAUAGGGAGAGAGACUGAUAGUUUUGUUCCAUAAGUAGUUGUAAGGACAUGAUUUAUCUUUCACAGGAGGCAAUUCUCUGGCCAGGUUUCCAGUGAAGUUCCUUUAAUGAAAGUCCAGUCUGUGUUUUGCUGUGCAUAUUUGAUUAAUUUUCUAAUUGGAUUUGAAAUCUGAUUUUGUUUUGACUAACAAAGGAAAGUUAAAGAUGAUAAUUACUCUAAAGGGAGAAAGACUAAAUUUUACCUGAUGUGAAAAGCAGUCAUAGAAGCUUCUCAUCAUUUGUGCUGUAACUGGGGAUCUGCAUAUAAAAGGCAAACUGAAAACACAUACAAAUAAGUAAAAGAGGCAGGCUGAACUGUACUAAACGGUAUCAGAGAAGUAAUUUUCAGUUUCAAAAGAUCAGAGGGAGAGGUAAUCAUCCCUUGGUGAUUCUGCUACACAGGAAGAUUCGGGAAACAUGGUUAGGGAAUGUCAGUCAAAGGCUGGGGGAGAGGAGUUCUGAAUCGAAAUCGUGGCACUGACCCAGGGAUGCUAGAAGCUGAAAUGACCGUGGCCUCAAGGACUGACUUGUCCUCAUCUGUUAAAUGAGGAAUGUGACACUUGUCCCCGACUCGGGUGGUUUCAUAAAGACCCAAAUACUACUGCCAUUUGUUGAGAAUUUAGAGGAUGUGUGUGAAUGGUUAAAGGGGUACAAUAAAUGCAUUUUUUGCUUAGUAUAGAUGAUUAAGAGAUAGCCACACGAUUGUUCAGUGCCACUGUAAAAUCUGUGCCCCAUUGUAGCCUCCUGAUCAGUACUUUCGCAAUAACCACUUUUUGUGAUCAAAUCAACUUGGCAUAAUAGAAAGCUGAGUAUUGGUAGACAAAUGGUAUUUGAUACUUGGCAGUUUUAACAGUAAAUGGAGGUGAAAUCUAAAAUGUUAAAAAUAUUCAAAGUAAACGUUGUGUGUACUGUAGUCUUGGCCAUGUAUUUUUCCAGCUAGCCCUUCAAAGAAAACUGUUUAGGAUAGGAAAACAUGUUUUCAGUUAUUUGUAAACUUAGAUUUUUAAAAACGUGUUUAUAUUUAAUGAAGAUACUUAAUUUCAUUUGUGAUACUUGAAGGAAAUGGCUUUCCAUAAUUAAGGAAACACUUUUGUGAGUAGCUAUGAAUUCUGGAAAAUAAAUACUUUUUAAAAAAUAUACAAGGCCACAGGAGUAAAAUAUUUCAAAAGAGCUAAUAGUUAAAACAAUGUUCAUUUAAAACCCUUACCUUUCUGCUUCAUUUCUUUUGAGAGGACUUUAGUUGCUUAUAUAAAAGGGAAAUUUACAACUGCUUUCAACCUUUGUCACUAAAGUCUAUGACAUAUAAUGACAGACAUUAAUUUUUGUAAGAUUGCUUUGUAUCUUCAUAGGGGUGCUGUUCGGUUAUCUGUUGCACUCACUGCAAAGCUUAACCACAUACAGUGCUUGUUCUUGGAAUCAUGUUGGAGCUGGAACCACUCCUGUCUGCACAUUCCUGUCAACAGCACUUGAAUGGAAAGCUAAGUGUUCUAGACUCUGAUAUUUUAGUGUUCUCUAUAAGGUAUGAUUAUGAUGAUAAUUUUUAUUCAGUAAAAUUUGUUUUGUAGAAGAGCGAGUGUGCUGAGCAGUAUCUAGACUAGCAGUCGGGCAGUUUGGGACCUUCAUGUGGUAAUGUUUUGUAAUUCAAAUGCAAUAUAAAUGUGGAGUAUAAUGACUGGCACAUGACUGGUUUCUAAAAUCUAACACCCUCUUUUUUUGCCUGGUUCUCAAUUUCAAUUUUGCUUGCACUUUGUUUUCUCUCACCUUUUUUCUUCUCUUUGUCUUGGUUUUGGCCUUUGCUAUUUAAUAGCACCAAUUAGACUUGAACUUACUAGGAUUAAAGAAGUAACUGACCACUUAUCUGGAUCUUAUAAAGACUCUUUGUCUUGUCCAUACACAAUCACCAAAUUUUUACACAUAGGCUCUCAGCAAAAGAAGGGCUCAGGUGCUUUCUUUGCACCUAUACCCUUGUGUUCUGCAAAUCAGGGAAACCUUGCCUCACUAAACAGGAAGACGUUGAAAAUCAAAUUGUAAUUACGUAUUUGUGUCAAAAGGAGGUAAGAUAACCUAAAAAAGCUGAAACUAGCGAAUGUUUUGAGCAAUGACACCACCUAUCUGUUGUAAGGAGCAGAGAGUAGAAAUAUUUGGGAUGCGAAUUGGGGGCAGAGUAGAGGGAGGCCGUUUGACAACCUGGCCUUGCAGGAUAGCAUUAGUGUGACUUCGUUAUUUUGUCUGAAGUACUAUGAAUUGCUAAAAUGAGAAAUAUACUUGCAUCCAAAUGUACCAGAAUGCAUUCCCCACUGGAAUUUGAGUGAUUGAAAUGCCUCUCCCCAGCCCUGCAUUCAUUUGGUUAAACAAAGAUUAGCUGGGGAUGAAGACAAUAUUGUAGCUGAAUUGUACAUAAUUAUGAGCACAAAUUAACUUCUCUGGAUGAGUCUGUACACUGGCUUAAAUCAUCUACAAUUUGAUACACACAUUCAAAGUUUCUAUUAAAACUGUGGAAUUAAAGACUAAACCUGCAGUGAAAUAAUCCUUCAGAGUUGUCCAAAGUAUUCAUCGGUUUAAUAUUUAGGGAUCACUGUAAGUCAUGGGGUUAAGUUGGAUAUUUCUGUGUUGUUCAUGUUAAAAGAAUUAGAAAAAAUUUUAUUGGCUCAUUAGUUGCUUUGUUUUCCCUUCCAGGAAAAGUCUGUUUUGUUAAUAGACUGGGGCAUGAUCUCAGCUGUAGAUUAUAGUAAAAAUUCACAUGAAGCUUCUACAUAUACUUGAACUAGAAUAAGCACAAGACAUUUAUGUUGUAGGGAUCCUAAUGUCUUUUAUGAUAUAAAUAUUGCACAAGGAAAACUUACAUGGGAUAUAAAAAAAUCUUUACAAUCUGUACAUGUUUUUUUCCUUAUUUUUUUACAUGAGAUACCAAGACACAAAUUCAUAAACAGGAAAAGGCAAGUCAGUUACCAAAGAAAGUAAGAAGUGCUGUUUACAAGACAUUUAUCUGCCUCAUUUUGGCAGAUAAAUGAAUGCCCGAACUUAUUUCAAGUUAGUAGAAGACACAAAAGUUUGUAUCGGAGGUUUUGAAAAACCAAAACAUUUAUUCCAGAUUAUUUCUGUGGGCUCCAGUAACUCUGUGUAGCUCAGUGCAUAACUACUAAUUUACACACUAAUAUUAAUUGAUCCUUGUCAGAUGUGAAAUCUUAUGCAUUUCAGUGAUAAAUUCUGAAAUGUUUGAGACCCUCGCUGUGUUGAUUUGGCUGACAUUUCCAGUUCCUACAGAUUAUAGAUAAUUUACACAGAAAAUAAACUAACGUGGCAUCUGUAUUUUGGAUGGAGGGUGAGAGGAAAAAAAUCAUGGUGCAUGAUACUGUUCAAAGUUGGUUCCAUGUAAGGUAAAUAGUAAAGUGCUUUAAGUUUACAUACCAGGUGGUGUACAACAGCAGCCCUGCUCUGGGUAUUUGAGUUUGAAUUUGAGAAAAUUUGUGUGUAAAAUGGUUGUUUAAAAGUACUAACUGGAAGCUAAAUGUCACAAAAAUCGAGUACAAGGAGCUAUGCAAAUGGAAACUUGCCUUUGAUCAAAGAAAUGUCUUAAAUUAUGUGAGUCUCCCAAGGGAGCUACACUGUACAUAUACUUCAUAUUCUGGUUAAGAGUUUUGGCCUUCGGUGUGGAACUUGUAGUUGACAUUGUAUUCUUGACAGUUGUUCAACAUCAGUAUAAAUUUCAAGUCAGCUUGGUACCAGGCUUUCUAAGCAUGGCGGGUAAGCCCUCCCCUCCCCUUGCUGCUCUCCUCUCCCCCGCCCCCCCAAAGAAAAUGCUCACAUGAACAUUUUUAAAGCAAUAAGAGAAUGACAAGAAUUUGUGAACAGUUGCCCAGGCAACUGAAUGAGUCCAUUAAUCAUUAGCCUUCAUUAGAAAAUUUCACAGGACACCUACUUGUCAUUUUGCUGAACAAUAGUUGGAAACAAUUUCUUACAUCUUUUAACAGACUGAUCUUUGUAUUUGUGAAUUUGUAUAAAUGACUAAAGUAGUUUAAAUCACUUCCACAUUUCAUGAAGGAGGAAAUACAAUUCCAAACCACAUGCAUGAUACUGUAUAUAUACACUGUACACAUAUGUAUACUGUGAGCUGUGACCCUUAAGCCUUUGAUGCAGUUUAUUUCUAGAUAGUAUUUAUAGUGAAAAUAAGCACAAGUUCAGUUCAAAGAAUAUUCUUCAGUUUCUGAAAUAAAGGUGGAACAUGAAGAAUUACACUCUACUUUUUUUUAAAGCCAUAAGUGUCUAAUUCUGUCCAUUGUAGAUUAUAGAAUAAACACCUUGUUUGUGUUAUUUUAGCUAACAGCCAGGUUUGCAAGUACUUCAUUUGGUUACUUACUAAGACUGUGAGACUAAAACAAUGAAGUGACUUGGAAUUCAAUGUCACGUUGCUUUAACAUGCUUCUAAAGAAAUUGUGGCUUCAUGUCAGUAGUUCCUGUGCAGGACGACUCAUGGGAGUGUGUGUGUAGUGAGAAGGGAAGGGAAAUAGGCUAAUGGAUUACAUCUGAGGUAGUACAGUAGGAAACAGAUUCCUAAAAUCUGAUGAUGGGAUGUAGAAGUAAAUCUUUUUGGAAUGCAGGUAAUUUUCUACUACAAGCAACCUUUGAGUAAAAGUAAGUUAAUAUUCAGUUCACAGAAAACCUAGGGGUAAAAGGAAACUCAUUUUCUGGGGACUAGUUCAAAGGAGACAGUAGCCAGGCAGGCUACAUAGGAGAAGCUGGCUUACACUUCUGCACACUUUUGGUAUGAGUCCCAGGGAAUAAAGUUUGUGUUACAAAUGCAAUUCAUCAGCUUCUGCCUGUUGAGUUAACCAGACUGGUAAACAAUACUGCACAGUCAGAAUCUUAGGUUAAAAAAAAGAGGAACUGGCUUUUCUGUAAGUACCCUUUGAAAAGCCUGUCAGUGUAAUGUUCCCCUAAUAAGCCUAAGAAAUGUGAACUUUGUUGUGAUCAGCUGUGUUCCUUGAGUUUCUGGGCUAAGAACAGUCACCCUGCUCCAUCUGAGCCAAGACAUGAUUGCUUCUAGCAAGUUGGAGGGUUUCUAUUUUCUCCUGUGCAUACUUCAGCUGUGUCUUCAGGGCAUCAUUAUCUGCUUUCAGAGUAUUUAUUUCCUAAAGAGACGAGAAAGACAGGUUAAUAAAGCAGCAAAGGCUAGCAAAUCAGUAUUGGGAGUAAUGCAUAUGUGAUUGGCAUUCUCCUAGUCACUAUUACUAAAAAUUAGGAACUAUAACCAUGAAUUAUUUUUUCCUGAAGAGAAAUAUCAAAUGAGUAUGGUCAAAUAUCAAAUGAGCAUGGUCAAACAGCAGUUUUUGUUAUAUUAAAGAUGGGAAUGGCUAGCAUUUGGAGUAAAGCUGUCUGAGACAAUAGGUUGAUAAUGACAAAACCUUUGGAUGAUGUGCAACAGGAAUCCUAAACUUAGCAGAUACAGUCUUUGAUGAGUUCUUAAGUACAGCAGCAGCGGAUCAGAAUUCUGUAAUGAGACAGUAUAGUCCACCCAAGUCAUUAAGUCACUCCUCUUCCCCGUUCAUUGAAAACUAAUAGACUCUUGAUGUAGGUGGGAAUUUUAAUCUGCUCUCUGCACUGGGAGUUUUUUACCUAAUUUACCAUGAUCUAAGGAGAUGCAGCAGCUAAUUUCCAGUUUUGUCUUUCAGUCAAAUAUUUUAUAUUGCAUUGAUUACUCCAAAAGAAUAGAUGGGCCAUUUCUGGGUAAUUUGGGGGUACCUUAAGUUUUUCAACCUAAAUGAUCCAGGUAGCUGUUUACUAGCUACUGUAAAAUAUUGAGUAUUUGCUGUAUGUCAGGUACUGUGUUACACAGUAACAGUAUUUUAACUGAGAAAUAGUCCACACAUUACUGGUAUAUCUCAAUUUCACAGAAGCAAAAAAUGUUGCCAUACAGUAUUAGACUGGGGAUUUGAACACCGGUAUAUGUGACCCUAAAAGUGUUUACUUUUUCUUCUGUGCUGAUUUAGUGGUUUAUGCAUUUAAAAUAUUUAAUAUUAAUAUUAUAAAGCAUUUACAACAUUAAUAUAGUUUUUGAAGUAUAACUGACCUCAGCAGUAGUUGCAGGUGUACAACCUAGUGAUGUGACACGUGUACACACUGAAAUGACCACCCUAUGUCUAUUUACACUCACACUUAAAUUUCCAAUGCAGUGCUAAUGACUAGUUCUCAUCCUGUAAUGACAUCCCUGUGAUGUCCUACUUUUUAACUGGAAGUUUGUGCCUCUUGAUCCCCUUCACACCAGUAUGUGAUUUCUGUAUUACUUACUUCACUUAGUAUAACACCCUCCAGGUCUUUCAUAUGCUACAGAUGUCAAGAACGUGAUACUUGCUGUGACUGACUGAGUAGUGUUCCAUUUCAUAUACACUGAUGUGCUGCGAUGCCGUUUACAACAGUGGAAUGACUCUAGAUGGUGGUCCUUAAAUAACCUAUGUGUGUAAUAGGCUGUACUAGCUAAGUUUGCAGAAAUGCACUUUAUACCUUUCUACAAUGACAGAAUUUCCUAGUGACCAUUCCUUAGAAUGUGUCCCUGUGGUUGUGAGAUCAUGACUAGACACCACAUAUUUAUCCAUCGAUGGCUACACGGUUUCCGUAUCUAGGUUACCCUCCAAAAUAUGGGUGGCCACUGCGGGGAAUAUUGGGUGCACAUAGUUUUUUAAUUAGUGGUUUCUUUUGCUUCAGGUAAUAUAGAGGAGUAGAACUACUGGAUCAUAUGAUAGUUUUAAUUUUUUUUUUUUUUUUGAAGAAAAUGACAUUGUUUUGAACGACAUAUUGAAGCCAUAUAGUGGCUUCACCAAUUUACAUUUUCACUAAGUGUGUAAGGGUUCUCUUUUCACCGUUACCAGCACACACUUCGCAUCUUUUUGAUAACCAUUUUGAUGGGUGAGGUGGUGUCUCACUGUGGUUUGUAGAUUAUCUUUUCUCAUUCAGUAGGUUGGCUUUUCAUUUUGAUUUCCUUUGCUAUCCAGUGCUUUCUGGUUUCGUGUAGGCCUGUUGCUGUUUCCCUUGUGCUCUUGGAGUCAUAGCCAGAGAAAAACAAGGACCACUGUCCUUGGUCCUUGUCAAAGGACUGUCAAAGGACUUACUGCCCAUGUGUUCUUAACAGAUUUUUAUGAUUUCAGGUCUUACAUUAAAGUCUUUAUUUCAUUUUAAUUUUUGUGUGUGGUGUAAAUAGUGGUCCAGGUUUGUGUUUGUGUGUGUGUGUGCUUUUUCCGUUGGUAUGUGGCUGUCCAGUUCCCAACAGUGUUUACUGAAGGGACUGUCCUUUGUUGCAUAUUCUUGUCUUUGUCAUGUAUGUAUGGGUUUAUUUCUAGCCUCUAUUCUGGUCCAUUGAUGUGGUUUUAUUUAUGCCAUUUCCAUACUGCUUUGAUUACUGUAGCUUUAAUAGUUUGAAACCUCAAUGUUGGUUGCUGUCGAAUCCCACUAGUGUGUUUUUCCGUUACUCUGUUUUUCAGCUUUUGGAGCUUUCUUACAUUUCCCUCUUUGUGGAAAUUGCUAACACUGACAAUGGCCUUAGCAGUCCUUGUUUUUCUUUGGAUAUGACUCCAAGAGCACAAGGGAAACACAGCAACAGGCCUACACCAAACCAUGCAUCUCCUGAGUUUAGUGAGCAUCUUUAUGACUAUAACUUUAAAAUCUUGGUCAUAUUUUGCUGGUCUUGUUUAUUCAGAACAUAAUCCUCUGUGUCUGUCCUUUGCUUGGCCUCUCUUUCUCAGAAUUAAACUGCUAGCUGAGUCUUAAACUGGCCUUGUACAAGAGAUGAACCUUAUCUUUCAACAUUACCCUAGCUUUUGAUCAUCUCUCGAACCUUUGUGAUUGUCUAAGGAGUCAGAUUUUUUUUCUUGAUCCUGGUUGUUGCAGAUGCCAAGAACUGUUUUAGAUCUGUAGGGCCUAGAAAGAGAAUCGUGAGUCCUUCUGCUCCCACAACAGGCAGAUGUUCCUCCUCAGCCAGCUCUGGCAGGCAGUGUGGUUCACCCUCAGGUACUACCCACGUUUAGAGCAGUACUUUCUAACAUGGUGUCUGCUGGCAUCUCCACAGUCAUUUUCCAGUUUCCUACCCACUCUGGCUGAUGCUUUAAGAUCAUCAAAUGAAUCUAGGCAUGUCUCAAACUGCUGGUCAUGGUUGAAAUGAGCUAGUUCUUGAGUUCUUUAGAAUUGGAACCUAUUCCCUACGGCUCUAUAGGUCCCUUUCACAAAAGGUCUGUUUUCAAAAGCUGUACUUCUUGCCGCUAGUUUCUCCAGUAUAGGUCUCAAGGGUUGGGAUAUUUAAUGUGGGUCACAAACCUCUUAGUCCUCUGGGAAAAGCGUCGUAUUUGUGGGAUCCCGCCAAAAUAUGGGUGGCCACGCUCAUGCUGGAGUUCCGGGCAAGACUGUUUCUCUGCUUCUCCUAGCCUUGUUGUGAUCAUUGAAUCCUUUCACGUGUAUGUGCUGUUCAGCUGGUUUUCAGGGGGAACGCCUACAUGCUUAGUAGUGGAGUUGUUUGUGAAAGGCAAGUUCCUGCUCUUCAAGACUGAUUUGACUAGUUACUAUGAAUGGAACCAGUGAAUUACAUAUAAACAAGUGAUUGUAAGGAUUUUAUUCAGUGGGCAAGUGGGGCUCAAAUAGUGCUUUCAGACAGUUCUGCCCCUUUGGGAGCCACUGAUAAGGAUGAAUGUAAAGAGAGGCAACUGGGAGGUGAGAGGGUUUACCGGCCCACUUGGUGUCACACAGGGUAGGAGUUUUUUCGGACCUAGCUCAUCUGAAAUCAAGCACCCACAUUCUUUUAGCAGGCGGCCAUUGUUACCAAUGUGUUGUUUCUUUCCCUAGGCUUAUGAAAUGUUAAGAUCUGAAGCAAAAUGUAAAGGAUGUGGAAUCCUAAUCCUAAAUUUUACGGAGGAUUAAAUAGGUUAGUUUUACAGCCAACAUAUAUCUAGGCCUGCAAACAGAAAUCUUUGUCCCCAAGACCAAAGUCAAGUACACUUUUCAAUGUUUCCCUCUUUGCUGUUAAAAAUUCCAUUCAGUAUUUUCUUCACCUUAAAGAGAAGGCUUCUGCAAAACCCACACUUUAGCUACCUUCUGAUUGAUUUGACUCUCAAAGCAUGUCUGAAAAAUACUCUAAGCAAGACAGUACCUUUAAUCCAGAAAAUUUGUUUCUGUUCCUAAUGUUGUAUUCUUUGUUCCACAGAUCACAGCAAGAGUUAAUUCAACUCUUGAGAGUGUGACAGGGAAGGAGGUAUAAUAUUCAGGACAACACAGGAAAUCCUACACCCCUCUGGGACUGACUGACUUUAAUAUAAAGUACAAUAACAUAAUAUUUAUAAUAUAAUAUUUCAGGGAUUCUAGCUAGGUGGGUUGUGAUUUUAUGUCUAUUAGUAGGUACUCAAAAACUUUCCUUUUCUCCAAAACUUUAAGGGCAGCACACAGGCAAACCCCCAUUUAAUAAAGAAAGAGAACUAUAAUGUCGGGAUGAAUGUAUUCUUGAUUCUCUUUUUUGUUAAAGAUUUAUGCAUUCAAGAGCUGAGGUGCAGGCCAGAGGUGUGGGGGUUGAGAGGAUUCACCAGAGACAGAGUGGGGAGCAGAACAGGCAGACUGACUGAAAUACACUGCUGAGGGGAGCCAUAGGCGAGACAGGAGAGGUCUGCUGCACCUUGUGGGUAGCUCCCUGCCCGGGGAUCGAACUCGUGCUAUAUUGGCUGCAGAUAGAUAGCUUCAUAGUGCUGUGACUUAACUCCUUGUACCUCCAGGGAGGCCCUCUUCUCUUUCUCUAGAAGGACUGAAGUUACCUAUCAGCAGUAAGAAAUUCUCUCACAAGUCAUCUAAGCCAGACCUUGAGAGUUUUUGUCCUCUAGACAAAAAUGUAAUACCUUAGUAAUGGACUCUGCAGAAUUGUUUCUGGCUAACUGCCUGAUGUCCCCAGCUGUCCCCUCUCCUACUCUGUUUUUCUCUUUUAUUUAAACCUCAUUAUUUCUUUCUUCAAUUUGAUAACUAUUCUCAAACUCCUGUUUUCUUUUGUGGCUAAACUGUCUUUUCUGUCCCUCCAUGAGGUGCCUGUAUGUAAGACACUGUGAGCCUAACAAAAAAACCAAAAAGCAGCUCCUGGUACUACAGUGAUUACCAUUUUAUAGAGUCUAUACCUGAUGUGUUUGCCCUUAAUCCUAUCAAGAGGGAGGCUGGACUAUGGUGAGCUCUACUUUUUUUCCUUUUUGUAGCACACUGAUCAUCUACCUUUUAGGAAGAGGCCUAGUCAACCAUGACGGUGUCAAAACAGCCCUGAAGAGAGGUUGACGGGUCCUCUAGAGGGGAAGAUGUAGGUAAGGCCAUUUAAUGUUCUACCUAGCAAAAGGGUGUGGUGUGGAGUCAGCAUCGUGAAGCUGAGGGAUCGAAACUGGUGUUUCUCAAGGCAUCCAGUGAACAGCACGGGGGCGUGAACUGGCACCUCUUUGGCACUAGGGAGUGUGGUUCAGCCUGUUGCACUCAAGGGCUAUGAGCCAGGGUCCCCACCCUGGUUUCUUUGGGCAAAUGCCAGAAUCUUUUUAUCCUCCAUGUUCAUGCUCUUCCUUCAUUUAGCCUCACUUCUCUUAGAGCCUGAAUAAAAGGAAAAGGUAGGUACCUGUUCCAAGUCGUGGUACGUGGGCAGUCUGAGGUGACGGAGGUCCUCCUUUGCUUUUAUGAGCGAUUCUUUAUUCUCCCAUUUGACAAAAGCCCGCUUUCUUACCAAGAGUGGGCUGGGGCACGGAGACGUGGGGCUGGGGAGCACAUAGAGAGUAUCCUGGGCUGUCUUCCUGGGGGAUGACAGCACAAAGGGGCCCGGAGGACCCUCACUGCCGAGCCAAGAUGGUGAUUCAGUCUGGGUGGCCUUGUGGACGACAGUUCUCUUCAGCCGCACAGAAAUCUUCUGCGAGGACACUCCCAUGAGCAUGAUGGUCCGAUCCUUACUUUCCUCAGUAUGUUCCGCAGCCUCCCCAUUAUGGAAUGUGAAAGGUCCUUCUUCAGGGGCUGGAGGGAGAUACAGGACAUGUUACUACUUAGCGCUGAAAAGCAUCAUCCAAAAUUGACUCCGUAGUUUCAGAUGAGACCUUCCUUGUUACAGGAGUGCCCUGGGUCCACAAUGGAUUCAUUUCGCAGGUAUCCAGUGCAGGGGAGUUAGGGGACUUUUUGUAACCAAGACACUGGGUUGGUAUGGGCAGAAGGCUUUCUGGACAACACCAGUGUCUCUCUUCCACCUUUUCUGUCAGUUCUAUAUUUACCAGUCCAAAUUAUGAACACCAACACUUCUGUGAGGCAGAAAUGCUAAAGAAACUUAGAAGUGUCUCCUCCUCAAAUGGAAACAAGCAAGCAAAUAAAAAGAGAGCCCUUAAAAUUGCAGAAGUGAUUCUAAAAGCCAGGAGGUGUAAGUUUUUAAGAAAGGAAAAGUGGAUAAACAGGUACAAUGAGAUUGAGAAGGAUAAUGGGCUAAGGAAAAAAAUUCACUGGAAAUUUUGAAUUGACAAGCAGGUUCCAUUGGAGAGAACAUUACAAAAUAGAAGCAAUUUGAAUGGGUGACAAGUGUCCCCACUACAGGCACCGCUUAGGACACGGUCACCCUCCAGCUGUGCAUGUGCUGCCCACUGUCUGCCCACAUUUACCCUGCCCAUGAGUGUCCUUCCUGAGGCAGUGUUUGAAGGCCUUCUCUGAUGUGGGUGGGGUCGGGCAGGGAGGAGAUGACUGGAGAAGUGAAAGUCGAGCUACAGCCCCUGUCUACCAUGUUUGUUUGGGAGUUGGUAUGGGCAGCCACUUGCCCCCAUGAAGACGUGCAUUGCAUGUGAUGGAACUGUUACUGCUGGCGAUGAGUAACUCUUAAAACACAGGGGGCCUGAUGCACAGGGCAUGCCCUUGACACUAGUAUUUGUGGUGGUUUCCGUGAAGAGUGGGAAGGACGGAGAUAAUCACCCACCCCCGUAUUUUAUCACCUCUCUCCCGGGAGGAUGUUUCCAGUCUUACCGUGGAGCAGGUCUUUGGCACCCAGUGAGCAAAGGCUGGAUGCUGGUCCCACAGAGGUGCUGUUCUCUGUGGAGGCUGCUGGGUUCUUGGCUCGCUUCUUGCACUCAAACACAACCAGGUCUUUACAUUGUUUGUGGCAGUUCAUCCCGCAGUCUGUGGAGAAGACACCUUGCUCAGGAAUUAUUUCUCCAGUCACAACCUCACUCAUGCAGCGAUCUCUUGUCACCCAUUGCCUCUCCUAGUGUCUGGAACGGGGACACCUAACAUUCCUCAGGAACUCAAGUUUUUCUCACUUGCUCAGCUCUGGACCUCACAGUCCUGGACUCCUCCUGUGAGCUUGGAGGGAGGAGGUGCUGUCCUUGGGAUGCUGCACAAGCUGCCUGCUCUGAGGACACGCGCUGGAGGGUCCCAGCUGU